UGCCUGGAAAAACACAUGGUGGAAUAAGAAUUUUCCCAAAUAAAAGGACAGUAUACUUUGAAUCUCAGCAACCAUUUUGGUACAACCGCUGGUGACAAUGUCAAUGGCCAGUACAACGCCGCUUCUAUCGAGGAAACGACCUCAGCCAACCCUAAGACCACCGCUUCUACGGUGGGAACAACCCCAACCAACCUUAAGAUCGCCACUUCCACCUCAACCAACCCUAACACCAAUGGAUCUUCCGUUCGAUCUGGUGAAAGAAAUACUGUGCAGACUUCCCGCGAAGCACCUCCUUCAACUCUGCUGCGUCUGCAAGUCAUGGAAUUCUCUUAUCUCUGCAGAUUCCAACUUCGCCAAGAAGCACCUUCGGUUGUCAAACUCCCUCCAGGACCGCCACCAUCUCAUCCAAACCAUUACCGAUUCUUCACCUUUACCUGAGGUCCUUCUUUCACAGUCCCCAAUCUCCUCCAUCUUCAGCUCCGCAUCCACUUUCAGAGUAGCACAGUUCAGGUAUUCUCUAGAAGAGAUUCUUAACACAGGUACUGGAGCUUCCACUUGUGAUGGCAUCAUAUGUUUUAGAAUAGAUAAUUCUAUUGCUGUUUUGUGUAACCCUUGCAUUAGAAAAUUCAAGAUACUGCCUCCUUUGAAAUUCCCACACCAGAGUGGCGAUAGAAUCGCGUAUACCCUAGUGUAUGAUCGUUUCAUCCGAAGUUAUAAAGUCAUUGCGGUUAAAUCCUCGCGCAAUGGCAAAACGGUAGAGUUGAACAUUCAUACUUUGGGUACAGAUUGUUGGAAAAGGAUUCAAAACUUUCCAGCUCCUCUGUAUUUGGCUACACGUGGAGUAUUUGUGAAUGACUCUGUUAAUUGGUUGGCAUAUGCUGGUAUUGGUGUAGUACCGCCCAUUGUUUCUUUUGAUUUGGAGAAUGAGUCUUAUCAAAUGCUUUCGCUGCCGGGCGAUGUUCUGCAACUCAAAACUCUUAUUAUUUUUAUCUUAGGGACAUUGAGCGGUUGUUUGUCCCUUCUUUUUAACCAGAGGGACGGGGACGGGUUUUCUGAAGUUUGGAUUAUGAAGGAAUAUGGAAACGAAAAUUCUUGGAUUAAAUUGUUUACUGUUCCUCAAACUGAUUUUGGGCCCUAUCUCAGGGCAAUAUAUAUUUCAGAAGAUGACAAAGUGUUGAUGGAGUGUGUGAAGAGUGGGAAAAAUAGUUUGGUAGUUUAUGAUCCCAUAAGUAAUACUUGUGAGAUUCCUAAAUUUCAAAACCGCAAUCAAGGUGAGAUGACAUCGCAACCGCAUAUAGAAAGCGAUGUUAAGAUUUUUACAUCAGGAAUCUAUGUUGAGAGUUUAAUAUCACCGUUGUAGAUGUGUUACGUGACCUGAUUUAGAGACUGUUUAAAGGUUAAUGUAUGAUCUUAUUAAGUUUUUAUCAGUUUUAUGCUUAUUCUAAUUACUAGUUUAUGGGUUAUUGUUAACCUAUGGUGUAUGGAAUAUGCGACUUUGGAAAUUGAUCUGUUAUUUUUCAUUUAAUUGUUCAUUAGAGUAGUCACUUUUGUCAUGGUGCACUACAUUUUAUAUAGUUAACAAUUACUCAAAUCUUCCAAUAUACUACUAGAUUAUAAAUUUCUCUUAUCUACACUACGAUUCUUAACUUUGGUAAUUAAUGGUUGAAUUCUACCUUCUACAUUCUAAAAUAUUUUGGUAUAGUAAUUGUCUACUAAUGAAUGGUCUAUACCUUGCCCUUUUUAUCGGUUGUCUUAUAUACAUGUGAUGUGUGACUUACCAUAAGAUUCAAAGAAAUGGCAUCCCAGUAGCUCCAAUAUCAUAAGAUUCUUAUUUGUUCAGGAAUUUGCUAUUGACAUUAGUUUGUUAUGAUUUGAUCACUAGGCAUGUGUAUCUAAUUAACAAACAAGUACAAUAAAGAAAUAGAAGGAGUGCAACAUUUAUUAUGUGAUCACCUAUAAGAAGGUGCACCAUGUCACUGAGUUCAUAUUAGUAAUAUUACAUCUUGAUUUAGUAUGAAGGUGUAAAACAAACUAUCUGUUUGUUGAGAUGAUAUUCUGAUAAAGUUUUCUGUCAUGUGGCUGAAGAUUCACAAAUUUUUUGUUUAAUCAUUGCUUCACUCUUGGUUUUGCCGGAACUGCAGCUAUUUGUGUCAGAUUCAUUCCGUAUAUAAAAAGAAUUAUGACCGCGGUGUUAUGAUAUUUCUAUUGACUCUGAUAAUUGCGUCAAGUUACUGUUGAUUAUGUUGGCCUUUGUUAAAAGAUCGCAUCUCCACGGCUCUACCAUAUGCAUUGGCAUUGGCCUUUUCACUGGUCAGAGGAAGACCUUCAAUAUGAUGCAGCUUCUACGGUCUAAUUGUCUCGGUCUAUAUGAAUCAUAGUUAAAAUAAUGAUGCAGUUACUGUUAUUGAAUAUUUUUAUGUUUCUAAAGCUAAGGAUGAAACGCAUUUAAGUUAGUCUUUUUUUGGUUUAUGCAAAGAACAUAUAAAAUUUGGUAUUUUCUGACAGAAGAUUUUAUAUUAUAGAAUUGAACAGGCAAUGCAAGUGAAUUGAGAGCCUAUAUACUCAAGAAGCUGCCAUAGAGUCCUGUGGUAGCAAUAAGCAAUUGAGUGAGCUUCUCUUCGCCAUUUUUGGUACACUGUUGUAGCUCUACAUGGAUGUCUUCGGUCUGAAAUGCAGGAUUCAUGAAGACGUCAAGGUCAAUUCGUGAUCGGUAUAAUGAUUCUUGCACAAGAAGUAUCAAUAAUACUUAGUUCUCCGAGAAAGUACUUCCUUUUGCUACUGGAGAUGAUUGCAAAACUAGGUCAUGUUAUGGAUGAAUAACUCGGCAAUAUGUCUCACUUUUUAAAAGUUCAGAGAAGAUGAUGGUGAGAUUUUUGUAAUUUUUGAGUAAUUUGAAGAUGAUUUUACAAAUAUUUUACUGCAUAAAACACUAACUACUUGUUAAGAUAACUCAGCAUAGAGUUAUUUGAAUAGUAAAAGGAUUUCUCGGACAACUUAUUUGAUGUCUUGUAUGUUGCUCCUCUGGUGAAUGAAGAGACUAAUUAAAUAGAUAGUGAAUGCUUUGGAGAGGUUUUGAAAUUAUUGAAGGAGUUUCUUACACUUAUUAUUUCUCUAUCUAGUGUGAGUUUAUUGGUUUAGGUUGAAAAAUAUUUAUUAAAAUUUUUUGGGGCUAAAUUAAUGUGCUUUUUAAGAUCACGUUUUUUAGUUUAAAAUGAUGUAAAAAUAUUUUAAAAGUUCAUGUUGCAUGUUUUAGGACAUGUUAUUGAUAGUGAAAUUGCUCGGUUGGUAAAAGUGUAUUUUAUAAUAUUUCAUUUGUACUUUGAUGUUAUGUACUUUUUUAUAUUUGUAAUUUGAUUUUUAAUUUUGUUGUAAAGUGAUUAUUAACCUUCUCACUUAAUUAGAUUUUAAUCCAUGACAAUUUAUUUUUUAAAUUGAGCAAGAUGAUCAAAGUCAAUACAUGUAUGUCUUGAAUCAUAGAUGAGCAAUGAUUUUUGAAGUUUGAUUCGAAUCAAGCAUAUGGUUGAUUCGAAUCAAUAAUUCAAUUUGAAAUCAAGAUUUUAGCAUUAACUUUAUGAUUUGAAUCAAGAAAAUUUGCUUCGAAUCAAAUAACACUUUGAUGCAAAUCACAACACGAUAUGAUUCAAAUCAUAAUCAAACAAACUUUUGAAAAACAACUAUGAUUCAAACCACAUGUUUCAAAUCAUGAUCCGAAUCAAACAAAUCAUUUCUUGAUUUUAUCACCUUGAUUCAAGUUAUUCUUUCCUCUAAUUCAAAUCAUAAUUGUAAGUUCUGGCACAAAUUAAUUGUUAAUUUUCUCACAUAUUUUGUACCUUAUCUCUAAUACAUGUAUAAAUCAUUUUUGUCAUGAGUGAAUAGAAUUGUUGUGCAGUUUUAUAUUCUAAAAAUAAUUUCAAACCAUAUUUUCACUAAUUUAGAAAACUUUGAGUGUUCUUUCUUUCACACCUAUAAAACAAUUUCAUAGUAUGCUGAUUGAGUUAGACAUGUUUAAGAGUUGUGUGAAUUUCUUCAUGAUAGUCGAUCAUAUUCAGCUUUGAGCCAAGAAACUCUAUUGUUGUGAUACUUAUGUUUAAAGAUUGAGUGUGAGGGGUAGAUUCAAUGUACAUUAGGGAACAUAAUUUUUUUUGUGAAGCUUUUUGUGCGCAUCAGGUUGAAGGUUUGAUAUUGUGAUUAUGGUGCUUGGAGAUUGAUUUUCAGCAGGAAACGAUUAUUUUGUGCUCCAUUAAAGACUUAUGUAAUGUCAAAUAAAGGUAGUUGCGAAAAGAAGUUGGCAGUUUUCAAGAUCCUUAAUAAAAACAAGGGCUCAGACAAGGAACUGAUAGAGUCGAGUAUAGACUGCUACGGAACUGAAGCUUGGAGCUGAUCAUUUGGUCAAGGAAGUCAUUUGAGUUAAGUUCAAGUGAAAAUCUUGUGAAUUAAGUAGCUUAAAUAUUCAGCUACAACAGAAGAAAAAUUCAUAUUUAGACAUGUGUUGGGUUAAGUGUUAAUUGGCUUUGAAGUAUUAGUGUCGUCUAGAUUAUCCGUUGUACCAAAAGCUCUGUAUAUCAAUUUGUGAAAUAGUGGAAUUCCAAAAGAAUUUUCAGUGGUCAGCCUUUCAAGACUAUAGUAAGCGUAAAGUAAGGAUGAACACGUUGAACCAAUAUAACACUUUUGUACAAUAUCUCUAUCUCCCUCUUUUACAUUUCAGUAUAAAUUUGUAUGACUUAAGGUUAAUCACUUUCUAGAAUCAUAUGUUGAUAGACUUUAUCAACUUAUAGUGAUUUAUUGUUUAAGUCUAGGUUUGUGAUAGAUCUAGUUAUUUAAAUAUUCUUUUCGACGAUUAUGUUUGUAUAAACUCUUGAUGGUAGAUUAAAUAUUCAAUUAAUCAAACUCAGUUUGAGUUUUAUGUAAAAAUUGAAUCAUGAUAAUUAUUGAAUUGAUUGUUUAAACAAUUUUAUUUUUCUUUGUUGUUGUGGUUUCUGAUGAACCCACUCAAAUGCGAUAUUCAUCCAAUCAUACAUUUUGUAAAACUCCGUUGUCUUUCUCUUGCGUAUGUAACCAGUACAUUUAUUUGUA
Messenger RNA from Vicia villosa (hairy vetch), 5073 nucleotides. Its product is annotated as F-box/kelch-repeat protein At3g23880-like. The record is from RefSeq and is a predicted model, not a curated record. Lineage: Eukaryota; Viridiplantae; Streptophyta; Magnoliopsida; Fabales; Fabaceae. The coding region runs from base 98 to 1360 and encodes 420 amino acids. The transcript has 2 exons. Gene Ontology annotation, molecular function: protein binding.